Telopea speciosissima is the source of this 1035-nucleotide messenger RNA. RefSeq names its product cysteine-rich receptor-like protein kinase 11. The record is from RefSeq and is a predicted model, not a curated record. Gene Ontology annotation, biological process: protein phosphorylation. Gene Ontology annotation, molecular function: protein kinase activity; ATP binding. The transcript is spliced from 5 exons. The coding region runs from base 1 to 1035 and encodes 344 amino acids. Lineage: Eukaryota; Viridiplantae; Streptophyta; Magnoliopsida; Proteales; Proteaceae.
AUGGAUCAACGGGCCGUAUGCAACUGUAUUCCUGGUUUCAAAUUCAUUGACGAGAAUUGCCAAAGUUUGGGUUGCCAGCAGAACUCAAAGUUAGAAGCUGAUCAUGGACGUUGCAGAAAUGAAACACAAAAUAGCAAAUAUUCCAUAUUCACGUUGGAGAACACCGAAUGGGAUGAUCAUCAAUAUUCAGUUUUAUCACUACAAACUGAAAGAGAAUGCAAAGAUGCUUGCUUGGCAGAUGGUUACUGUGACGUUGCGACGUUUAAAGACCAGAAAUGCAGAAAACAGAAACUCCCGUUCAGAUACGGAAGAAGGAUACUACAAGAUACAUCCACCACCACUACCACCUUAACUUUUGUCAAAGUAUUCACUUGUAACCCCACCACGUCCAUUGCUACUCCAACUCAUCAUCGUGGUAGGAUAACAAAAGAAAACCAGGGCGGAGGAAGAAAAGGUGAAGAAAAACAAGGAAACUCGUUCAGAAAAAUUGUUGUCGUUGUUGUGCUAGUUGCCGCUGCAGGAGUGACAAUUCUUCUUUGUGUUCUCUUGUAUUGUUUGCUAAUCCGGAAGAAAAAGAAGAACCUGUCAAAGGAGAAUGGUGUGAACACAAUUAAAACUGUGGAGUCAUUGCUAUUUGAUUUCAGUACGGUCCUUGUAGCCACGGAAAACUUCGCCAACAUCAAUAAGAUUAGGGAUGGUAAACUUCCUAAUGGACAAGAAAUUGUUGUCAAGAGACUCUCAAAAAGUUCAGGGCAAGGAGCAAAAGCAUUGCAGAAUGAAGUUGUGCUAGUGACAAAGCUUCAACACCGCAAUCUGUUAGAUUGGCAGAGACGUUACAAGACCAUUGAAGGAAUUGCUCGAGGACUACUUUAUCUUCACGAAGAUUCCCGCCUUCGAAUUAUUCAUAGGGAUCUUAAAGCAAGCAAUAUCUUGUUAGAUGGGGAAAUGAAUCCCAAGAUCUCCGACUUUGGGAUGGCAAGAACUUUUGGCCUGGGCCAAACUGAAGCAAAUACAAAUAGAAUAGUUGGGACUUAG